Gallus gallus (chicken) is the source of this 1325-nucleotide messenger RNA. Its product is annotated as olfactory receptor 14J1-like. Gene Ontology annotation, biological process: G protein-coupled receptor signaling pathway. Gene Ontology annotation, molecular function: olfactory receptor activity; G protein-coupled receptor activity. The record is from RefSeq and is a predicted model, not a curated record. Bases 372 to 1325 code for a protein of 317 amino acids. Gene Ontology annotation, cellular component: membrane. The transcript has a single exon. Lineage: Eukaryota; Metazoa; Chordata; Aves; Galliformes; Phasianidae.
ACAUGAACAUGGAACUACCCUGCAAACAGGCAGCUUUCCCUAAGAGAAAUUUAAGUGCACAGAGGUAGGGAUGGGCGCCCUGAGUGCAGACAGGGUAAAGAUAUGAGACAUGGAAACUGCUUUUAAGAGGAAAAUAUCCAGGAGGCUGGGAUAUGAUUAGGCAAUGCAAGGAAGGUUAAAGCUCCACAGUUUCUACUUCUUAAAGAUUAAUGAACCUCAUGAAAUAAAACUGAAGUCAUGGAGCAAAAUUAACACUGUGCUUGAAGAAGGAAAAUCUUUUAUAGAACAGUAGGAGGGGUAUCACUGAGAAUGUUCUUGUCUUGUCAUUAUCUCCUGCGCUCUGAACAGGACUCCAUAGCCAGGAACCGCAGAUGCCCAACAGCAGCUCCAUCAGUGAGUUCCUCCUCCUGGCAUUGGCAGACACGCGGCAGCUGCAGCUCCUGCACUUCUGGCUCUUGCUGGGCAUCUACCUGGCUGCCCUCCUGAGCAAUGGUCUCAUCAGCACAACCGUAGCCUGCAACCACCGCCUGCACACCCCCAUGUACUUCUUCCUCCUCAACCUCGCCCUCCUCGACCUGGGCUGCAUCUCCACCACUCUCCCCAAAGCCAUGGCCAAUGCCCUCUGGCACACCAGGGCCAUCUCCUACGCAGGAUGUGCUGCACAGGUCUUUUUCUUUGUCUUCUUCAUCUUGGCAGAAUAUUCCCUUCUCACAGUCAUGUCCUAUGACCGCUACGUUGCCAUCUGCAAGCCCCUGCACUACCGGAACCUGCUGGGCAGCAGAGCUUGUGCCACCAUGGCAGCAGCUGCCUGGGGCACUGGGCUUCUCUAUUCCCUGCUGCACACUGCCAGUACAUUUUCCCUGCCUCUGUGCCAAGGCAAUGCUGUGGAUCAGUUCUUCUGUGAAAUCCCCCAGAUCCUCAAGCUCUCCUGCUCCAAAUCCUAUUUCAGGGAAGUUGGGCUUAUUGUCUUUAGUGUCCUUGUCUUAUUUGGAUGUUUUGCUUUCAUUCUCUUCUCCUAUGUGCAGAUGUUCAGGGCUGUGAUGAGGAUGCCCUCUGAGCAGGGGCGGCACAAAGCCUUCUCCACGUGCCUCCCUCACCUGGCUGUGGUCACCCUGUUUCUCAGCACUGCCUUUUUUGCCAAUCUGAGGCCCCCCUCUCUUUCCUCCCAAGCCCUGGAUCUGACGAUGGCAGUUCUGUACUCGGUGGUGCCUCCAACCCUGAACCCCCUCAUCUACAGCAUGAGGAACCAGGAGCUCAAGGAUGCAGUAAGGAAAAUGAUAGCAUGGACUCAUUUCAGCAGGGAUAAACUCCUUAUCUCUCUCUAA